This is a messenger RNA of Ilex paraguariensis (yerba mate), 1734 nucleotides long. Lineage: Eukaryota; Viridiplantae; Streptophyta; Magnoliopsida; Aquifoliales; Aquifoliaceae. The record is from the annotation of a GenBank genome assembly.
UUUUGGUCUCUCCAUUUCUUUCUAUGCUACCGUGAAUUUAAAAUUUAAUUUUAAUUUUUUGGUUUGGGUAAUUUUUGAUACAUGAAAUCUACCAUGUUAACCGGCUAAAACAAGAAUCUAUUCUCUUGAGGGAAUUCUUGAAGAGAGGAGAAAAGUUCAAUGCCAAUCCUGGAAGACUGUUGCUCUUUCGGAUGCCCAAUCCCCUGGCCAUGAAAACUCCCUCUCUCUCUCUCUCUCACACACACACACACACACACACACAAUGAGCAAGCUGCUUAAACACGUACCAAUUUUCUCUCAUAUGUUCAGUAUAUAGUUAUUUUGGUCUCUCCAUUUCUUUCUAUGCUACCGUGAAUUUAAAAUUUAAUUUUAAUUUUUUGGUUUGGGUAAUUUUUGUUACAUGAAAUCUACCAUGUUAACCGGCCAAAACAAGAAUCUAUUCUCUUGAGGGAAUUCUUGAAGAGAGGAGAAAAGUUCAAUGCCAAUACUGGAAGACUGUUGCUCUUUCGGAUGCUAGCCGAAGAAAUUACCCUUAUCUCAACCUUUCAUAUAUUUGUUCAUGUAAAAAGAACAAGGUGCUAAUUUUUAUAUGCUUAUGCUUCAUUAUAUCUACGAUUUUUUGUAGUUUUGACAAUUGGCAAAUCUUUUGUUGUCGAAAACAAAAUGGACUUUGGAUCUUAUAGCAAAAACAAGCGCGACCAAAAGUCAAUGUAGGAACUAGAAAGUCAUUCCUUUUAUCAAAUUGAGUUUUGCAGUCACUCAUACGUUUUCUGGUCUAUUUUUUUUUUGCCGGUGUCUUGGUGUAUCAUUUUGUAGUUUAUGAAUCAUAUAGCAAGGAGCUAGUUCAGUUCCUAUGAUUGUUAUAGCAAUUGGUGUGAAAUGUCCUUAUUAUGUUCUUAGUUUCUUUCACAAUGUGUCCUUGUUCUUCUCUCUCUAUCUUUUUUCCCAAAAAUUGUAUGUUUUUUGUCAAUUUCUUUUUUUUGAUAGGGACAUGAGUUAUUAUGUCAUUUUAUGUCUUUACCACUUCUUAUAAUUCAAUAGUAGCCUAUUAGUAUAAACAUAUGCCGAACUCAUGAGCAUGAGAAAUUUACAAUUUAAAAGUUAAAACUUUGAGAUCACUGAUUGAUUGCAGAUUUGUAACGAAGCCAAGUGGUUGACCUAUUAAAUGUGACUUGGGACAUAGUCAUGUAAAAACAAUAUAAAAGCAUCUCAUUUCACUGAAGAAGCCUAUGAUGCUUCUAUUUAUUUAUUGUUGAUGUUUUGACUGACUAAUAUGCAGUAAUAUUUGUUUACACUAGCUGUUAAUUACAAGUUCGAAGCAAUUCGAAGAUGGACAUGAUAGGAGAUUCUAUGAUGCAUCACAAUGAAGAUUUCUUGGACAAUGUCAUAAUCAAGAAUUUAUUUGAGAUUUUAAUUACUGCUUUUCAAACUCUUGGUUUUUAUAGUGAUUUUGAAGGAAAUGAAGAGAAGAAGAGAUGGUUUGACAAAACUUUUUCUCUCAAAAGGCACAUCAAACACACUAAGGACAUUGAAAUGGUCCAAGAGGAUAUAUGGCAGUAUAUGAGGACUCUUCCCUCAAUUCUAUUCCAAGCAGUCAGACGGAAGGAGAACCAAUUGGCUUACCUUAUAGCUUCCAUGACCAGGAAUGGUUCCAUCCCUACACAGUGGGCUGUUAACCCACCUGGCAGAGUCAUACAGCUGGUGAACAAGGAAGCUAGAGAAGGAAUUGGGUAG